Messenger RNA from Fusarium tjaetaba, 543 nucleotides. RefSeq names its product zinc finger DNL-type. The record is from RefSeq and is a predicted model, not a curated record. Gene Ontology annotation, biological process: protein folding; protein stabilization; protein import into mitochondrial matrix. Gene Ontology annotation, cellular component: mitochondrion. The transcript has a single exon. NCBI's taxonomy places the organism in Eukaryota, Fungi, Ascomycota, Sordariomycetes, Hypocreales, Nectriaceae. Gene Ontology annotation, molecular function: protein-folding chaperone binding; zinc ion binding. Bases 1 to 543 code for a protein of 180 amino acids.
AUGGCCUCACGGGCGCCCUCCUUCGCCUCCAAAGUCCUGCGCCAGCUUCCAAAGCAACCGCAGCGCUCCUCACCAUUCCUGCGCGCUCCUUUCAUUCGUCCUGCCACUACAAACCUCCAGUCUUUCCGCGCUGCGCAUAACAUUCCACGACCACCUACCCAAACGUACGCCAGACCGAACCCUGAGCAGGCGCAAACUGGCGAGACGCCCAAAAGCGAAGGAGAAAGGCCCGAGAUCAAGGCGUCGCACUACCAAUUAUCAUUUACGUGCAUUCCAUGCGGCCAUCGCUCUCACCACAAUGUCUCUAAGCAGGGCUACCAUUAUGGCUCUACGCUCAUCACAUGUCCCGAGUGCAGGAACAGACAUGUCAUCAGCGACCACUUGAACAUCUUUGGUGAUAGGAAAGUCACUAUCGAAGACCUUAUGAGGGAAAAGGGUCGUCUUGUGAAGAGGGGAAGUUUAGGCGAGGACGGCGAUAUUGAGUUUUGGCCAGAGGAAUCUCUUCCCGCAGACAUUCAAGCUGGUAAAAGCGAGAGCUCAUGA